AUGAAUGAUGCAUGGAUGCAUGGGCCGACGACUUUCAGGCACGGAAGCGAAGCACCGAAGCCAGGCGAAGGAAGAAACUGCCAGCGCAUCGCUCGCAUUACCCUUACAGAGACAUGGAUCCGCAACCAAAGGUAG
Plenodomus lingam JN3 is the source of this 135-nucleotide messenger RNA. The record is from RefSeq and is a predicted model, not a curated record. Lineage: Eukaryota; Fungi; Ascomycota; Dothideomycetes; Pleosporales; Leptosphaeriaceae.